Clarias gariepinus (North African catfish) is the source of this 4352-nucleotide messenger RNA. RefSeq names its product centrosome and spindle pole-associated protein 1-like. Gene Ontology annotation, biological process: positive regulation of cytokinesis. Gene Ontology annotation, cellular component: microtubule; centrosome; spindle pole. The transcript has 30 exons. NCBI's taxonomy places the organism in Eukaryota, Metazoa, Chordata, Actinopteri, Siluriformes, Clariidae. Bases 466 to 4026 code for a protein of 1186 amino acids. The record is from RefSeq and is a predicted model, not a curated record.
GCGAAGAUACAACACUCUGUUUAUACUAACUGAGCGAACAAGGAAUGAGUAGAGGAAUAUUCAUUUUAAAUUGUUUCAUUAAAGAAGCUUUCAUGGUCGACACUUCUGUUUAAAUGGUGAGAAUGGAUGCUUAGCGAGUCUGUUAACGAGUGUUCAUAGGAGUUUUAACUGAAGAAACAAACAGCGUGGGCUCCGCGCGCUCGGUUGCUAUUCUGCGGUUGCCAGGAUACAGUCGUGAAGCUUGAUGAAUUGGUGAAAUCUGAUUGGCCGGGACGCUGCUAAGCAACUCAACGAGACCGUUUUUUUAUUUCUCUAAUAUAGUGCCGAAUAUGAAAAAACUUGCUAAGUUUGGUUGUUAUUGUGCUGCAGACACUCCGUUCCGCAAACAAGCGAUUACCGCGGACAACGCUUUCUAAACAGACUGGAUACUGAAAUACCAAAUAAACCGAACAAGGAGGUGGAAGUAUGGAAACCGUCAGGAAUGACAACUUGACAGAAAGUGGUUACUUGCCUUAUAUGGAAAUGAAGUCAAGCUUUGGUCAAAGUGCAGAGGAAGCUGAGCGUCGCGGCAAAACCACAUCACAAUCCAAACAGAAUAAAGAUGAAGGAUACGGUUUAAGUUUACAGCUGGGAGAGGAGUAUGAGAGAAAAAAACAAAAGCUGAGGGAAGAGCUUCAUCUGGAUUACCAGCGCUAUGUGUCUGAGAAACAAAAUGUCAAAACCGACGAGCCAGUCUCUCAACCCCAAACACUGUCUCUUCCUUUAAGAGAGAGAAGAUCUACUAAAGACAAGCUGCAAGAUGGGAGGGUCGAGAAUUACAGUCCUUUACUCCGAGGAGACGAGGAAAUACAGAAGAUAAAGAAAACUUCAAAGACUCCACAGCCUCGUAGAAAAGAUCAUUUAGUCUCCACAACUCCAUAUCAUCCAUCGUUUUCUCCAAAACCACAAGGACGGAGGAGUCCAGAAAGGACUCACCAUUCCACAAGGAACAACCCAUCUGAACCUGCACCCAACGCUGCCCUGACACCAUCGCGAAGAGGUUUUGAGGACUCUUCCAAACGCUGGAGGUCCAGACGGGAGCGCUACACCUCUGACGAGGAGCUGACCUCGGAUGAGGAGGAAGAAGAAGAAGAACUCAAGCUCCUGCAAAAGAAGGGGUCCAAGCAUCGACCUGAGCCUGCGCUAGCUGGCAGGAGACACAGAAAACUCCAACACAAAGCUGAUGGGUUUACUCAGGAGACGAGAGAAGUGGACGUUCGUACUGUUGAUGAAGAGGAGCAUCAAGAGGAGAACAGACGGACUCCACUGCCACUGAUUAAAGCCAAUCUACUAGCACCAGCGCAAACCAGAGCUGCCAACAAGAGGAACAUGACAGAGUUUGCUACAGGACUUAUGAUUGGGGCUGCUGAAGCAGAGGAAGCAAUUCAGAGAAGGAAGGAGCUCUAUAGACAGGAGCUGCUGGAGCAAAUAGCGGAACAACGCAAAAAUAAGAGAAAGGAAAGAGAGCUUGAAUUGAGAGUUGCUGCUACAGGAGCUAUUGACCCAGAGAAAGAGCACCCCCUGAAGCAGCCUGACAGGAUUAAGCAGUUUGGUGCUGUACGGAGGGAGCAUGAGGGCAGAAGACGGGAUGUGCCCUACAAGCCUGGAAUGGGACUGGAUACCUCCAGGCCGAAUCUAGACAAAAGAACGCAAGAUGUAGAGAGAGAGCCGCCUGAGAGACCACGUGUGGCUUUCCAGUCUCCUGUUCUGGAAUACAGCGCUGCUCUGGGGCAGCUGGGUAACACAACAAGCACUGGGGUCGGGAACAGUGGCAUCGCAGCCUUCAGCGAGAACUUUCACAAAGACCUCUCGGGAGCUAUUGGAGAAAUGGUUGUCCCCAGAGUUGCAAGAGUUCCCCCUCCGCGAGCACCCGCCCUCUCUGAGGCCUACAGCACUCCGUACGAUGACGCCUACUAUUUCUAUGGAGCCAGGAAUCCCCUAGAUCCUAGUCUGACAUACUAUGAACCUUCAGCAGUUCAGCGAUCACCAAAUCUUCCAGCCAGAACACUUGCAUCUGUCCAUCAGCCACCUGCCGGAGGCUUUACGCAGCCAUCAUUACAGCAUGCCAUUUCUUCCUCUGGAAUUGGAGCAUAUCCUUCUAACAGACGCCACAUUCCCAAAGAGCAUGUUGAAAGCUACAGGGAUGCACUUAAACAACAGAUUGAAGAGAGACAGGAAAGGAGGAGACGGGAUAGGGUGGAGAAGGAACGGUACGAGGCUAAACUGGAGGCAGAGAUGAAGGCCUAUGAGCCGUGGGGAAGAGGAGGAGCUGGGGCGCCACUUAGAGAUGACAGAGGAAACCUCAUCAGUGAUCUAAAGCGUAUGCAUAAGACUAACGAGGAGGCAUACAUAAACCCGGAAUCACAUAACAGACGAGCCAUAGCGUCACUGGAUUGGACUGGAGCUACCCCAAGACCAGAGGAUAAGGAUUCUUCCUUACAGAGAGUAUCAGAAGAAAAAGUUUCCUCCUUCGCUCAGCCCUCGCCGUACGCACGGGGAAAUGUUUUUAAUGAUCUCCCAACACCGCAGCAGCUCCGUGAGCAGGAGAAAUACAAGGAAAGUCUGAAACAGCAGAUAGAGGAGAAGCGAAGGUUGGAGGCAGAGAGGAGAGAGCGGCUGAGACUGGAGGAGGAGAUCGAGGAGAAGAGGCUGGCUGAAGAGAGGGCGCAAAUGCAGAGGCAGUUUGAGGAGGAGCAGGAAAGGGAAAAGCGCAAGGAAAUGGAGCAAAACUCCAGAAACCAGGAGUUGAUUCGUCAAGCUGAUGAGCGGCGCAGAGAAGCUGAAAAAAAGAGGAAGGAGGAAGAAGAGAAGGCAAAUGAUGCACUGAAGCAGCAGUAUGAGCAGGAAAGGAAAGCCCGGCUCGAGCAGGAAUUCAGAACACGUUCUCCACCUAUCCCCACAAUACAAAAGAGACUGGGCAUCCAGAUUUCUCCCAGACCACCUUCAGGCGACAGCCAACGAUCAGCUACAGCUUCCUCUGUACGGUCUAUUCCCACUCCCCCGUCACCACCUGUUCCUGCACGGAUGAACCAGAUCAGAGCAGCAGAAGACCAGCAGGAUGUAAUCCGGGAGCUGUCGGUUCUGCGUAGGCACCUCAGAAGUGAGCAAAAGCGGCUUAAAGGGCAGCUACUACAGUCAGACAGAGAGGAUUCACAAACUCCCUUAAAAAACAGAGAGCGACUUCAACUGAACCCCUUUGACAUGGCCAGACUGCGGAUGCAGGUGCCCACUUCCAACAUCAGACCACCGAACAAGAAGACCAUGCAGGAGUUUAACCAGCUCAAGUACAGAGACAGCGAGUCUCGUGAAGAAAUAAGGCAGGUGUAUCCUGAACCACCCACUGAUGAUUCCAGCCUGGAGAUCCAGCAGCAGGCUCUGCUCCGAGAGCAACAGCGGAGACUCAACAACAUGCAAAGAGCCAGAGCCGUCGAUUACUUUGACCUGUCGUCUCCCAUGAAGCCUGCUCCUCGUCGGAGGGAUAGCAGUGUGGAAGAGCCUGAGAGAAACACGCUAUUAGAGUCUGAGAGUGCUUUUAUUGAUGCUAACGGUUACUCCUUCAUGAUAACACCGCACCCUGAUCGAGUCUCAGCUAGAGAGAGAAGACGGCGAGGCAGGAGGACAGACUUCUCAGAUGGUGGGGAGACCCCCAGCGGAGAAAAGGUCGGCUAUUCUCUCGGUGGAUCAGCAAGCAGCUUCCAGCUGGAUCGAGUGCGGGAGCUGAACCAGCGCAGGAUGAGAAUGUUGGAUGACAUGAGUGAAAAGGACCGGAGAUCAGGAGGAAUAUCUGCUGAGGAAGAGGAUGACCUUUGGCAGCAGACUCCAUCUCCAGCCCCUGCCCGCCGAGUUUCCACAACAACAGUCGCCACAGAGGCCUGGCUCCGACCCGGCACCACCGAGACGCUGAAGAAGCUGAUGGCCGGUCGCAGGCCGUCCAGCCGAAACCUGCUGAGAGACGAAUGGGACGCGCCAUCCGCUUACCACGGCUAGCACACGUUCACCACCUCUUUAAAACCAAAAAGAGGUGCCAGGAAUUUGUCACAUGAUUUGUUUGUCGUGAAACAGCGGCACAGGCUACACGGGUCUGAAGCUACAGAUAAAGAGGAGCAGGACGUCACUAGCGUGUGUGUGUGUUCAGGCUGCACCUGCCUCAUGCUACACUGAUCCUCUGGUACAGAUUAAAGUAGAUGAUUAACAUGGCUUUAUAGACGGUGGCCCAAAACUCUGUAUAUUCGGCAUUGUGUAUGUAUAAUGUGAUUGUAAGAUAAUGAAUGUUGCAGUAUUUUAAAUUCUGAAAUAAAUUAUUUUUGGAUCCA